Messenger RNA from Dendrobium catenatum, 1299 nucleotides. Its product is annotated as bifunctional riboflavin kinase/FMN phosphatase-like. The transcript is spliced from 8 exons. Gene Ontology annotation, biological process: riboflavin biosynthetic process; FMN biosynthetic process. Bases 364 to 1284 code for a protein of 306 amino acids. Lineage: Eukaryota; Viridiplantae; Streptophyta; Magnoliopsida; Asparagales; Orchidaceae. The record is from RefSeq and is a predicted model, not a curated record. Gene Ontology annotation, molecular function: riboflavin kinase activity.
AACCAGUUCCAAAUGGGCAAAUACACUACUUCUGUAGCGUGAAAAGGAGCGAAACCCCCGAACCGUUUGGCUCCUACAGCGUCCUGCUUCCCCUCGUCCCUCCGGCGAAAUCGAGCUCCUGUCGAAGUUCUUUACAGCUUGUAUAGGUCUCGCCUGUGAUACUUCUUCACUACGGGUCUCGACCUAUGUAUUUCACAGCCCGUAUCGGUCUCGCCCGUGACACUUCUUCUUAGCGACUGGUCGCAACCUAGGUGUUUCGCAGCUUGCAUCGGUCUCACCCGCGACCUAUAUCUCCAUUUUUUUACUGGAAGAUGCAUUUCUAAGUGAAACACGAAGCCGAUCCCUAUUCCCCUGAGCUUGGAAAUGUCUACAUUGAAUCCUUUGAAGAGGGUGGUGUCUCACGUUAUUUUGGAUUUAGACGGCACACUUCUAAAUACAGACGGCAUUGUGGUUGAGGUGUUAAAAAUAGUCUUAGAACAAUAUGGAAAGAAAUGGGAUGGCAAAAAGGCUCAUAGAAUAGUAGGGAAGACACCAUUGGAAGCAGCAAAUGCUGUUGUGGAGGAUUACGAGCUUCCAUGCACAAUAGCGGAGUUUAUGUCCACAACCACUCCAAUGUUCUCUAAUCAGUGGUGCAAUAUUAAAGCACUUCCAGGUGCUAAUCGAUUAAUUAGGCAUCUAAAGUCUAAAGGAGUGCCAUUUGGGUUGGCUUCAAACUCUCCCAGACUAAACAUAGAAGCUAAAAUUUCAUAUCACCAUGGAUGGGCGGACUCAUUUUGCACCAUUGUUGGUGGUAAUGAAGUAAAAAAUGGAAAACCAUCACCUGAUGUUUUCCUUGAAGCAGCAAGAAGGAUGAAAGUUGAUCCUUCGAAUUGCCUGGUUAUUGAGGAUUCAUCACCAGGUGUUAUGGCUGGGAAGGCUGCCGGAAUGGUAGUGGUUGCUGCACCAUCACUUCCUAAACAUGCCGAUCUUUGCAACUCAGCCGACGAGGUGAUCAAUUCUCUGCUUGAUUUGCAUCCUGAAAAGUGGGGGUUGCCUCCAUUCGAUGAUUGGAUUGAAGAUACUCUGCCAAUGGAACCUUGGUAUAUUGGAGGACCUGUUGUAAAGGGUUUUGGUCGUGGGUCAAAGGUACUUGGCAUACCUACUGGUAUGUUAAAACCUAAUAACCGCACUUAUUUUGGGCUUUCAAGUUCAUUAGUAUUUCUUAAAUUAAUCACGACUAGCUUAUUACUUCAAAUUUACUUUCACGUAAGUAUGAUAAGGGUUUGGUGCAUGCUUCUGCAUUAACCAUUACAACUGCUG